Ascoidea rubescens DSM 1968 is the source of this 2973-nucleotide messenger RNA. RefSeq lists its product as uncharacterized. The annotation marks the transcript as partial. The transcript has 5 exons. The record is from RefSeq and is a predicted model, not a curated record. Gene Ontology annotation, molecular function: protein binding. Lineage: Eukaryota; Fungi; Ascomycota; Saccharomycetes; Ascoideales; Ascoideaceae.
UGGCAAAACAUCAUCGCUUCUGUCUCAGAAUCUGUCGUCAUCCUCAAAUUCAACAAGUUGUUCAACUACGACAUCGAGUCCUCUGGAAUCUUCAAAACACUAGGCUUCAUUGUCGACACAAAAAUCGGUUUGAUCCUAACCUGUAAAAAAAUCAUAGGCAUUGGCCCAACAAAAAUCUUUGCUGUCUUCAACAACUUUGAAGAAAUCCUCAUCAAACCAAUUUACAUUGAUCCUGUUCACGACUUUAUGUUCCUAAAAUAUGAUCCUUUGAAAUUGAAGUUCUUGAAAGCAAACUGCCUAAAUCUCGUCUCAAAUCCAAACACCAUCAAACUAGGCUUGGAGUUUAAAAUAUUCUGCUUGAACAACAACAACUUGAAAAACCUAAACAACCUCAAUGAUCUAAACCAAUUUGAAGAAAACGAAAACACUCUCAACGUUUUAAGUGGCUUUGUCUCAAAAUUAGACUGUAACGCCCCAUUUUAUGGCCCACUAUCCUACAACGACUUUAACACUGAAUAUAUCCAGGGAUUGACCUACAACUCCUUCAACCUCUUGAAUAAAGACGAUCUUGACCAGAGAUUCUUAACCAGUGGCUCUCCUGUUCUUGACAUCAAUGGCAACGUUAUAGCUCUACAAACAAGCAGCUUCAUCAACAACAACGACACUUCCACCUCAACAAACUUCUUCUUACCUCUUUACAGAAUCAAUUACAUCUUCAAGAAAAUUCAGCUAAAUUUCAACCAAAACACCCUCUUCAAAACCAUCACUUGGGUCUUGAGAACUUUUAAUGAAUGCAGAAAAUUGGGCCUACAGUCCUCGAUUGAAAGUAUUGCUAGAGAAAAAUUUCCUGAUAUUAAUGGUCUACUUGUCGCAAAGGUCAUCUUGCCCUUUGGCCCUGCUUUCAAUAAAAUAAGAGAAGGCGACAUUCUAAUAUCCAUCAACAAUUACGACAUUUGCUCUCUAAUCCAAAUUGACGAAAUCCUUGAUAAUUCAAUCAACGAAAAAAUCUCCAUUGUCGUUGAAAGAUCUGGCGAAAAUAUCAAACUUGAAAUAAAAGUCCAAGACCUAUUCGACGUUAGUCCCUUGAAAUUUUUAGACGUUUCUGGCGAAACAUUCAAUAACAUUAGCUACAAUGUAGCAAGACAUUUUAACCUCCCUGUAAAGGGCGUAUAUUUACAUAAAUCAAAUGGCUCCUUUCUUGACAUUGAUAUCUCAAAUUGUAUUAUUGAUUCAGUCGACAACAACGAUAUUCUAACUCUAGAAGACAUGAUUGAAAUCAUCAAAAAAAUCCCUGACGAUAAAAAAAUCGCAAUAAGUUAUAGAUGCUUGAAAAACUUGAAUCGCCAGUAUUUCAAGAUAACAACAAUUGAUAAACAUUGGUUUAAAUCCUUUAGAGUUUAUGAAUUUGAUAUGAAAUCUGGUUUAUGGUUGUUUCAAGACUUGGACGAAAAAUACUACUUGCCAUCACUACCAAUCAAAAAACAACUCGUUCAUAACAUGAACUUUGAACUCAACUUAUUAAAGGACUUCUAUAAACAAAACUUCAACGUAUUCAACAUUAUCAAAAGUUUUGUAAAGCUUGAAAUUAGAUUUCCAUUUGCAAUCGACUCUUUCCCAAAAUCAAUCAAAAAAUGCUACGGUUUAAUCAUCGACAACAGCAAGGGUUUGGUACUAGUCUCAAGAUACUAUGUUCCUCACGAUUUUUGUGAUAUCAGCGUCGAAUUCAAUGAUUCGUUAUCCUUACCAGGAAAGGCAAUUUUUUUACAUCCAUUCCAAAACUAUACAAUUAUAAAAUACGAUCCUUCUCUUAUUUCAUUUGAAUCAAACUUCAUAUCUGCAACUCCAAAUUUCAGAAAAUCACCCAAUUUAAACACUAUUAAAAAGAAUCUAAGCGUAUUGUUUAUUGGAUAUGAUAUCAACUUCAAGCUACAAAUUAUUGAAACGAGAAUAAAAGAUGUCACUAUUUCUAAUAAUAUCGGCGUCAAUCCCUUCUCGCCUUACUAUAAAGGCUGCAAUAUUGAGCUUAUUAAAGUUGAAAACAACUACAUUCAAACAAAAUGCCAUAUGGGUGUGUUGUGUGACAUAAAGACUUAUGAAAUUAUCGGGUUAUGCAUUUUAGGUCGUCAACAAAAUGCAUAUAAUGAAUCUUAUAACAUGGGCAUAGAUAUAUAUCAUAUCAUUGGGAUCAUUAUGCAUUUCAGACAAUUCAAUAAAGUGCCUAAAAUAAGAAUUUUGGAAUGUGAAUUUAAUACAAUUUCCGUAUUGAAAGCUAGAAUUAGAGGUUUGACAGACGAAAGAAUUGGUUCCCCAUUGCCGCCAGAUGGCGAUGCUAUCAUUGUCCAAUCUAGCCAUGUGAAUAACCCAAAUACUAAUGUGAUGGAUAUUCCAACUUUGCAACCUAACGAUAUUAUUUUGUCCAUAAACGAGAUACCGGUCAAUAGAUUGGCUGAUUUGGACUUGAUGUAUUACAACAAAAUCCUUAAUUUUACUGUGGUUAGAAAAGAGUGUGAAUUGAGGUUCAGAGUUAGAACUCAAGAGAUGCAAAAUACUAACCAUAUUUUGAUCUGGUCCGGAUUAAUUUUACAAAAGCCUCAUUUGGCCAUAAGACAAAUUAUGAACAACAAUAACCGCUUUAAUUUAGCAAAUCCAAAUCAUUAUCAUCCAGGAUUGCCUUCAGGGAUAUUUGUUUCCGAUGUUUUAGAAGGCUCUCCUGGAGAGUUUUAUAACAUUCAAAAGAAUCAAUUCAUUACCCAUGUUAAUGAUAUUUUCACUCCAGAUAUUGAAAGUUUCAAAAAAGUUGUAUCUAGAUUCAGUAUUCUCAACCAUAAAUCGACUGAAAAUAUGAUGUCUUACUAUUUAAAAUUAAAAGUGAUUACGUUAACAGGAGUUGAAUUUGUUCUUCCUAUUCAACCAAAUUACUACUAUUCUCCUACAUUUGAGUUUAGAAAAGACUCGACCCAAAACUCCUGGUUU